GAUACACCAUAGGGUGUGCACGGUUUGGUUUGGUGCGGUUUGGUUUUAUUGUAAAACCAAAACCAUAACAUAAAUGUUCGGUUUUUGAAAACUGUUCUCUUUUGAUUUUAGCAACGGUUCGGUUUUCCGGUUUCUAAAAAUCGAACUGUCGAUUUUUGUUUCAGUUCAGUUUUUUUGUUCUCUUUUCAGCCCCCAUUGUCGCCACCAUCACGACUGUCAAUUUCCUAUUCAAUCACUUUGAUCGGUACAAAUUCUUCCUUUCUUACUGCUGCUCCUGUUAGUUAUUCUUUUAAGUUAUGAAAUUGGCACCAACGAAGUUGACCCUGUUUGCGAAGUGAAUGAUCCAAUUACGCAGGGCUGCUUUGUAUGCCCUUCAAUCAAACCACUGUAAUAUAAUCAAGUUAGGCACCAUCGGGGAUACUUACACUGCCAACAUUCUAUUAACAGGUUAUGUAAAAAACCCACAAUUACAACUUGCCCACAAGUUGUUCGAUGAAAUGACUCAGAGAGACGCUGUUUCAUGGAACUCGUUAAUCUCGGGGUACGUCAACCACGGGGUUCUUGAGAGCACCUGGGCGGUUCUAACGCGUAUGAAACAUUGUGGGUUUUGGUUUGAUGAGUACACAUUUGGUAGCAUACUCAAGGGUGUUGGUUCUAAUGAGUGUCUCUUUGCCGGGCAGCAAUUGCACGCGUGUAUCGUUAAAACAGGGUAUGAACAGAAUGUGUACUCGGGGAGUGCUCUUUUGGACAUGUAUGCGAAAUGUGGUAGAGUGAACGAUGCACGCAAGUGUUUUGAUUGCAUGCCUGAGCGUAAUACUGUGUCGUGGAAUGCUUUGAUUUCGGGAUAUGUUGAAACGGGUGACCGUUUUAACUGUUUCUCGUUAUUCAAAUCUAUGCAUAGGGAAGGCGUAAGGCUUGACGAUGGCACGUUUUCUCCCCUUUUGACGUUAUUCGAUAGCCCUGAUUUAUAUAAACAAACAGUCCAAGUCCACUGCGCGAUUAUAAAACAUGGCAUGUUAUCUGAUUGCUCGGUACUUAACGCCACAAUCAGUGCUUACUCGGGAUGUGGGUCAGUCGAAGAUGCAAAGAGGAUCUUUGACAGCGCAAGUGAUGAGCGGGAUAUUGUCAGUUGGAACGCCAUGCUGGCGGCUUAUCUGGAACAUGAUAAACGGGUCCUUGCGUUUAACCUUUUCUUUAUGAUGCAAAAUUUGGGAUUCGAACCGGAUAUUUAUACGUACACUAGCAUGAUAAGUUCUUGCUUUGAAGAAGAAAUUACAAACCAAGGACAACCUUUACAUGCAUUGGUAAUCAAAAGAGGCGUUGAGCAUUUGAUACCGGUUUCUAAUUCAUUGAUGGCUAUGUAUGGUGGAUCAAAUGGCGUUUAUAUGGAUAACGCGAUAAGAAUAUUUAACGAAAUGGAGGUUAAAGACCAUGUUUCUUGGAACUCAAUGUUAACAGGACUCUCGCAACACGGGUUUAGUGAGAACGCGUUGAAGCUUUUUCAAAUAAUGCAAUCUGGGAAUGUGGGGAUGGAUUAUUACGCGUUUUCUACGGUCCUUAGAUCUUGUGCUGAUGUGGCAGCCUUACAGUUAGGUCAACAGAUUCACGCUUUGGCGCUAAGAUCGGGUUAUGAAUCUAAUGAAUUUGUAACGAGUAAUUUAAUAGUUAUGUACUCUAAGUGUGGGACUAUUGAGGAUGCUAGAAGAUCAUUCGAGACUUCAUAUAAGCAGAACGCGGUUACUUGGAACUCAAUGAUGUUUGCAUACGCUCAACACGGUCAAGGGCAUGUUGCGUUGGAUCUUUUCUCUCGGAUGAAAAUAAGUAAAGUGAAAAUGGAUCAUAUAACUUUUGUCGCGGUUCUAACAGCAUGCAGUCACAACGGUUUAGUCGAAAAAGGAUACGCCUUUUUAAAAACUAUGGAAUCUGGUUACGGAAUUUCACCGCGAAUGGAACAUUACGCUUGUGUGAUCGAUUUAUAUGGACGGGCGGGUCGUCUCAAAGAGGCAGAAAACAUUGUUAAAGAAAUGCCGUUUCAACCUGAUGCAAUGGUUUGGAAAACUUUAUUAGGGGCGUGUAGAUUAUGUGGUGAUGUUUUGUUAGCUACACGCGUGGGGAAGUUGUUAUUGGAAUCGCAGCCUUACGACCAUUGUACUUACGUUCUUUUGUGUGAGUUAUAUGGUCAUUUUAAGUGGUGGGAUGAAAUUGCGGUUUUAAAGAGAACGAUGAAAGAAAAGGGGGUCAAAAAGAUGCCCGGUUGGAGCUGGAUAGAGGUUGGGAACCAGAUGCAUGCAUUUCAUGCUGCGAGCCGUUCACAUACUCGAAACGAGGAUAUACGUCAAAUGCUGAGAACACUAACAAACGAUAUUGCAUAUUUAGAUAAUUAGAGGAAGGUUGACGUACAUUACGGCUUAACGUACAUCACGUACGACAGGUAAUUACGCACGUUCAUUUUAAAAUCACGCACGUUAUAACUCAAAAAUCCAAAAUCACGCAUGUUGAAACACAAUAAUCACGCAUAUUGAAAACAUUAAUCACGCAUGUUAUAUAACAAAUUACGCACGUUAUUGUACGUGAAGUACGUUAAGCUGUAAUGUACGAUAUACUUUUUCUAGAUAAUUAUUUAUGAAUAACUGGAACAUUGGAUCAAAAAUAUCAAAUCUUGAUCACUACAAGACCUUUCAUGAUCUUAAGUCUGAUCGCAAUUAGCAAUCUUUUCUUCCUUUAACUUUGACUUUGACUUGUACUUUGACUUUCGAAACACGGGGUGUUACAUAACAUAAUAGAUUGGGGUCUGGACGCCUUUUCAUUUCAA
Messenger RNA from Helianthus annuus (common sunflower), 2812 nucleotides. RefSeq names its product putative pentatricopeptide repeat-containing protein At3g25970. Gene Ontology annotation, biological process: RNA modification. The record is from RefSeq and is a predicted model, not a curated record. Gene Ontology annotation, molecular function: RNA binding; protein binding. Lineage: Eukaryota; Viridiplantae; Streptophyta; Magnoliopsida; Asterales; Asteraceae. Bases 339 to 2384 code for a protein of 681 amino acids. The transcript has a single exon.